This is a messenger RNA of Cicer arietinum (chickpea), 1603 nucleotides long. Lineage: Eukaryota; Viridiplantae; Streptophyta; Magnoliopsida; Fabales; Fabaceae. The record is from RefSeq and is a predicted model, not a curated record.
CUUUCCAUAUGCAGUGUUCCAAAAAGGGAAAGAAAAAAAUCAGCGGUCCUGUAAAAAAUGGCUACGUAGCUAGGAAAUAGCCAUAUCUUAUAUUGCUUAUCCUUCCCUAUUUUCAUUAUUUUGUGUAUGUGCUUUAUUUAUUUCAUAGUAUUUCCAAAACACAAAUUCACCAUCCAAAAUUACAAUAUUAGUAGUACUCUGAUUUUAACGACCACCAGAAAGUAUUGAGCAAAAUGAUUCAAAGAACUGUCCCGAGUUUAAGGAAAUUGCUUCUUCGACCGCCUGGUUAUCUUUCUUCAUCCAAGAUAGGAACUUACCAAAGCUAUGCAUCUCAGCCCUCAUCUCUUCAAAUUCCGGACUCAACUUACAGUGAUCUUGAUGAGUAUGCUAACGUGGACUGGGACAACCUUGGUUUUGGACUCAUGCCAACCGAUUUCAUGUACGUUACUAAAUGCUCGACGGGCCAAAAUUUUGGACAUGGACAGCUCGAUAGGUAUGGGAACAUUGAACUCAGUCCAUCAGCUGGGGUCCUAAAUUAUGGCCAGGGAUUAUUCGAAGGAACGAAAGCAUACAGAAAGGAAAACGGGAAGCUGCUUCUAUUUCGUCCGGAAGAAAAUGCAAUUCGCAUGAAGAUUGGCGCGGAAAGAAUGUGCAUGAUAUCCCCUUCCAUUCAUCAAUUUGUUGAUGCUCUUAAGCGAACUGCUCUCGCAAAUAAACGUUGGGUCCCUCCACCUGGUAAAGGCUCCUUGUACCUUAGGCCUCUUCUCAUAGGAACUGGCCCUGUUCUUGGAUUGGCCCCUUCACCUGAAUACACUUUUCUCAUAUAUGCUUCCCCCGUUCGUAACUAUUUCAAGGAGGGUUCUGCACCGCUUAAUUUGUACGUCGAAGAGGAUUUUGAUCGUGCUUCUACUCGCGGCACUGGAAGCGUUAAAACCAUUUCUAAUUAUGCACCGGUCUUGAUGGCACAAACUAGAGCCAAGAGCAGAGGAUUUUCAGAUGUGUUAUACCUUGAUUCAGUCAACAAGAAAAAUUUGGAGGAAGUCUCUUCUUGUAACAUUUUUAUUGCUAAGGGAAAAAUAAUUUCAACACCUGCUAUCAAUGGAACCAUACUUUCUGGCAUCACUAGAAAAAGUGUCAUUGAACUUGCCAGUGAUCUUGGUUAUCUGGUGGAAGAGCGUGUUGUUGCUGUGGACGAACUGAUUGAGGCCGAUGAAGUUUUUUGUACAGGAACUGCUGUUGGUGUUGCUCCUGUAGGGAGUAUCACGUAUCAAAAUAGAAGGGUCGACUAUAAAACAGAUUCUGGAACUAUUUGUCAAGAGUUGAACAAUACCAUUUUAGGAAUACAAACGGGUACUAUUGAAGAUAAGAAAGGGUGGGUUGUUGAAUUUGAUUAAGUGUGUACACAAAUUAAAUUAUUUUGUCAUCAAAAUGGCUUCAAAGAAAUAUAGUUUGUAAGAAAUAUAGUUUCCAAAAGAAAAGAACAUAUUGUAUACAAUGUUAUGCUAAACUUACCAUAUUUCAUUUGUGCCAUACUAUCUUGCUGUAUAUUUGUCAACUUUAUUAUUUAUUUGAUGUACAUUAAUGUAAUGCUCUCCUCUUAGCA